This is a messenger RNA of Vicugna pacos (alpaca), 2845 nucleotides long. The record is from RefSeq and is a predicted model, not a curated record. Lineage: Eukaryota; Metazoa; Chordata; Mammalia; Artiodactyla; Camelidae.
GAAUGGAAAGCAGAAGGAGCGAGGAGGGAUCUGGAGGGAGCGAGGAGAGAUCCUGAGGGGUUGAGGCCGGCAAGCACACGGUGAAAGAAACUAGAGAAAAAGGAAAGGGCAGAACCCCUGCCCACCUGACCCCAGCCCACGGGGACAGCUCACCCAUUUCGUAACUCAUUUACCAUCUGCACCGCCAGCCUCCAGCCUAGCUUGACCCUGCCCUGGGGCACAGAGCCCUAAUCCUCCAGUCUCUCUGUUCCUUGUCCACAGGCCAGCAAGUAGGAUUCUGGUGGCUGCACCGUAUAAGGCUCUGCGCUCGGCCAGCAGCCUGGAGAGUCACCGAGGGAUGAGGACGCUACAGGCCGGGGGAGCUCCCUUUCUGUUCUCGCGGCCCCGAGCGCACAGCGCCCAGGAGCCCGGCAGAGCCUGACGCCCUGUCGUCUCCCCUCGCGCACAGGGCUCCGCGAGUGAUCCGACCGGCCAGCUCCCUGCUGCAUGGAACGGCUGCAGAAGCAACCACUCACCUCCCCUGGGAGCGUCAGCUCCUCCCGAGGCUCCAGUGUUCCAGGCUCUCCCUCCAGCAUCGCGGCCAAGAUGGACAACCAGGUGCUGGCCUACAAAGACUUGGCUGCCAUCCCCAAGGACAAGGCCAUCCUGGACAUCGAGAGGCCUGACCUCAUGAUCUACGAGCCCCACUUUACCUAUUCUCUCUUGGAACACGUGGAGCUGCCCAGAAGCCGGGAGCGCUCGCUGUCACCCAAAUCCACAUCUCCCCCUCCAUCCCCAGAGGUGUGGGCAGACAGCCGGUCCCCUGGAACCAUUUCUCAGGCUUCAGCCCCAAGAACCACUGGGACCCCCCGGACCAGCCUGCCCCAUUUCCACCAUCCUGAGACCACCCACCCAGAUUCCAACAUCUACAAGAAGCCACCCAUCUACAGGCAGAGAGAGCCCACGGGCGGCAGCCCUCAGAGCAAGCACCUCAUCGAGGACCUCAUCAUCGAGUCAUCCAAGUUCCCAGCCGCCCAGCCUCCCGACCCCAACCAGCCAGCCAAGAUCGAGACGGACUACUGGCCAUGCCCCCCGUCAUUGGCCGUUGUGGAGACAGAGUGGAGGAAGCGGAAGGCCGAAAGGAGGGGGGCAGAGGAGGAGGAAGAGGAGGAGGAGGAUGACUCCGGGGAUGAGAUGAAGGCUCUCAGGGAGCGCCAGAGAGAGGAGCUCAGUAAGGUUACUUCCAACUUGGGAAAGAUGAUCUUGAAAGAAGAGAUGGAAAAGUCAUUGCCUAUCCGGAGGAAAACCCGCUCUCUGCCUGAUCGGACACCGUUUCAUACCGCCUUGCAGGCAGGAACGUCUAAGUCGUCUUCCCUCCCAGCCUACGGCAGGACCACCCUGAGCCGGCUACAGUCCACGGACUUCAGCCCGUCUGGGAGUGAGGCAGAAAGCCCAGGCCUGCAGAACGGAGAGGGCCAGAGUGGGAGGAUGGACCGGGGGAACUCCCUGCCCUGUGUGCUGGAGCAGAAGAUCUAUCCUUACGAAAUGCUGGUGGUGACCAACAGGGGGCGGACCAAGUUGCCUCCAGGUGUGGAUCGGAUGAGGCUUGAGAGGCACCUGUCGGCUGAGGACUUCUCGAGGGUAUUUUCCAUGUCUCCCGAAGAGUUUGGCAAGCUGGCUCUGUGGAAGCGAAACGAGCUCAAGAAAAAGGCCUCCCUCUUCUGACAGCCCCCACCUGCUCCAUGACUGACCCUCGGCUCUCUUGCUUCUGAGCUCUGGAGCUGGGGUCACUGGAUCCCAAAGCAUCAUCUCUGGGGGAGCAUGGAAGUGGGGCAGAGGUGGGGUUGGCUCCACUGCCCAGGUCAAGGGGAAGCAGGACCUGUGCAGUGUUGGGGUUGUGGGACAUGGACUUCCUUCCCCAUUAUAAGCCAGCAGGGGGCUCUCACCUCUCUCAUCCCUGGUCCUCACUGCACUGGGCAAACCCAGUCUGGACUCCAGCACACACAGAGUUAAUGUUUGCACCUUCUCCCUGUCCCCUACCCCCCACAGGAAGGUCCCCAAAAGAGAGUGAUGAGAAAGGAACAUGGCACUUGGUAGUCAGGCCUGGCUGCUGUCCUGACCAAUGGGUGGGGAGAACCCUUGGACCUAGGAGGAGGCGGGUGAGGGUGGGAAGCAGCUAGGCAGGCAGAGAGAGCCCCAGGACCCUGUGUGCAUCCAAGCAUUCCUCCGCAGCUCACCUUGGACAGGUUGCCCUGCACCUGAGCCUCCUGCCUCUCUGACUCCAGCAGGAGCAGCGCUCAGCCUCCACCAGGGAGGCCACCUGGCCCUCCAGCUCGCCCUGUCUGCUCUUUGCGACCCCCAAGCUUCAAAGCUCUUGCUCCAGCCCUGUGGCUUCCCCAGAAGCCUUGGCUUAGAGUGGAGAUGUUGCCUAUACAGACCCCCAGGCCACCAUCAGCCUCCAGGCAAAGUCAGGUAGAAUGCUACCUUCUAGCACCCAGGUCUGGGGCAGAACCCAAGCCGUCGGGCUCUCUUGAAUGGGACCAAGAGGCCAGGCUGAGAGUCCUGGCUACCAGGUCCCACCCCCGCCCCCCACCGUGCAUCCCCCACCAUGCUCUCUAAAGAAUGUAAUUUAUUGGGGCACCCCCAGCUGCUUUCCUCACCUAACUCUACACCCCACCUUAAUCACGCUCCCAGCUUUUCUUCUCUCCAAAUACAUAUGUGUAUAUAAUUAUAUAUAUAUUUUUUGCCCGGGUCUGGGUUUUGUUCCUGCCCAGACCCCGCCAUCCCUUUCCACUGUGUGUGUGUGUGAUCAUGCUUGGGGAGGGGGACUCUGCUUGGAAUUAAAAGGUUGCAUUGGGGCCCCAAA